AUCAUGAUCCCGACUCGACGUCCGAGUGCUGCACAUUCCUGUGUAUUCGGUUAUUUUAUAGGCGACAUGGGCUCUUUUAUGUCCCCGUGAGCGUCUCUGAUACUCGUGGCUUGUGUUCGAUGCGGCGAUCGCAUCUGCCUGCUCGUGUUCGGUGUCCGUACCCGUUGCGUUUUCAACUGCGUCACGUUGCACCCGUCGUGAGCGACUAUCUGACUGACCGACCGACCGACCGACGAACAUAAUCCAAGCCGGUGCACAAUCUCGAACUUAACAUGGUUCCACUCACGAUUGUCCGCAGAUCGACCAACUUGGCAACCGAGACAGCACCUUGAGAGUUUUGAGUUUUCCUUCCGGAAAUGAAAGAAAUAUUGCCUAAAUGGCCGAGACGGUUGGUCAUUCGAAAAAGUGAUCUCUGUUUGAAGUACGUCUAGAUAGAUUGACUUGCGCAAGUGCAAAGACGUAUCACUCGAUUGGUUUCGGUAUACGCAAGAAUGGAUGAUCUGCUGAAGGAGCUAGAAGCUCUAAAAAUUAGAGGUGACUUCUGGGAGGAUUCCUCGUGGGUACCAUGCAUAGACUUGAUUCAGAGGAGUUUUGCGCCACAGAGAACAGUCGGAGCAGAACGUCCGUGCGAGGAGAAGGACUUCAGGGAGUACAGGCUUGUUGUGGAGAGAAACCUGCAUAAUGUCAGAUCCAUGCUGCAAUACAUCUGCAGCAGUUGCAGAGAAAAGCGCUUGCAAAUCAAUUGUUGCACAGAUAUGGCCAGAACAUUCAGCAUAAAUCUAGUGUUGCUCAUAGGAGAGCACGGCGAGAGGAAUGUUUGGAACACAGCCGAAUGUGUUUCCAUUUCCAAAGAAUUGCUCGCUCUUUUCUGCGAUCUGUACGGCUGUGAAAAGAUUUCCCAGUUUUUGUCGGAUAAAGAAAAUUUUCCUAAUUUGCUGCUGACAUUAAGACCAAAAUUAUUAAAAGAUACUUGGAAAACUUAUCCAUCGGCUGUAGCGUGUUACAAAUGGAUUGUACAAGUAGCAGAAAACCUACUUUUGUUUAAUUAUAUUGGAGAUGUUUUGCCCACUGCACUAAUUAUUCUUGACGACUAUUUCCCAGAUAAUGUGUUAAUAGGCUUGGAAUGUGUUCAUCGGAUCAUACUGCAUUCUCAUAUGAAAAAAGGAUUGGUAGAUUCUGGUUAUGCCAAACUGAUUUAUCAUGCUUUGGAACUCUUGACUCAUCAAAAGGAAGCAAAAUACGUUAUUCCUUUGUAUUACUGUAUGGCCAGUCUUUUAGCUACUAUGGAACAUUGGGAUAAUAAUACUAUAAAUCUCUUUGAGUGGACGACACGCGAUGAAGUUCUCUCUACCUUGAUACAGAACAUGGAAUUUGAGCAGAACAUUGAAUUACGGCGUGCAUACAUGUUAAGUUUACCUCAGCUUAUUACAAAUAUAGGCUGUGCCAAAUGGUGCGGAGUGCUCAUUCGCAUACUUGCUGAAUACUGUGAACAUCAUACAGAUUUAAGGACAUUAAAGGCGACAUUGGAGAUGGCAAAGACGUUCCUUUUGAUGUUUCGUCUGCGAGUAGCUGCACACUGCGCUCCCCUUUAUACUAUAUUUUUGAAGUUGCACUUUGAUCUGACGGUGACACCAGUGCUCGAUGGAGAAAUCAUGCAAACUUUGGAAGAUUGCAUUUGCAUGUUGUACCAGCUGUCACCGAAUGUAGGCUGUAGGGUAAUUAAUGAUGACCGAAUCCGUUCGUUACUCAGAAAUUUGCCGGUCGUAUGCCAAGGUGAUGAUAUCAAGUAUUUCGAAUAAUUUACGAAAUGUGCAACAAUUACAUAUUUGUAUAUACAAUGUAUUCUAUAAUGUGUGAAAAUGUGUUGAUAUUAUAUUCUCAUGUAAGCCUCUAUAAUGCAGAGAUAAGAGCGAAAAGCAAAUACGUACUUAGAUAUUUUAUUUGUGAUGAAAAAACAUCCAUAUACUAUCAUUUGUAAAGUAAAUGUUGUUGUUAGAAUAUAUUUAUUUUAUUAUCCACAAUCUUUGCGGUGUGUAUGUGUGUGCGCGCGCGCGUGUGUAUGUGCGUGCGCGUGUUUGUGUGUGCGUGCGCGCGCGUGUGUGUGUGUGCGUGCGUGUGUACACACAUGUAUACACACGUAGUUACGAAAAAAAAUCAAGCUUCUUUGAGAUUGUUGUACGCAUACACUUUUAGUUGAUUGAUUAUAUAAUUUAUAAUUAGUAAUGAAGUAGUUAUUGAAUAAUCGUUAUGUAAUAUCUGAAGAAUUGUAUAAAAUAGCAAUUAUACAUAUAAGAUUUAAUAUAUAAAUAUUGAAUUACGUAUAAGUGUUGAUUGUUUUUUUUUACUUUUUUUCUUUGGAUCUUUAAAACACAUGAUUUUUUCAAAUUCGAAGAAUCGAGAGUAAAGAGUCAAUCUAUUUAAUUGUAUGUGCGUGCAAAUCUCUUACUUGUCUGCUUAAUGAGUACGGACGAUAAAAUAAUCUGAAAGUUGCACAUUAAACUCUAAAAAAAAGAA
Monomorium pharaonis (pharaoh ant) is the source of this 2514-nucleotide messenger RNA. RefSeq names its product TELO2-interacting protein 2. Gene Ontology annotation, cellular component: cytosol; nucleoplasm; centrosome. Lineage: Eukaryota; Metazoa; Arthropoda; Insecta; Hymenoptera; Formicidae. The record is from RefSeq and is a predicted model, not a curated record. The transcript is spliced from 6 exons. Bases 492 to 1799 code for a protein of 435 amino acids.